UUCAAAAAAAACUGUUGUCUAGGUAGACCUGCGAUAUGGCAUUGCAUUCCGAAAAGUACUGCAAGCUCCUGAACCAACUGAUAGUUUUACUCUACUCUACAUUCUUUUACAGUUCUUUUGUUUUGUUGGGGUUGCGUACAGUUCAAAACGAAUUGCAACUUCGGAUUUGCGUUUAGAGUCAUCGUGUCUGUAUGGUUGACUAUGGUGUUGCCUGUCGGUUGCCACUUUGCCGCAGACUGCAACUGAAAUUGUGCAUUUAUAAUUUUCUCGGAUCCCGAGAUCCGUUAUCAGCUUAGUUACUUAUGACAACAGAUAUUCAUUGAAUCGAUCUAGUCUCUUGCAGCUUGCUUGUGUAUCUGUAGAAUUAUUUAAAAUGAUGUAUCUUAAUUCUUAAUUAAUCUCAUGAUUGCCGAGGCAGCUCAUUCCGCUGUACCGGAAUACUUCAUAACUGAGUGGUAAACCUUUGCUGGCUUUGCACAGUCAGUUAUCAGCUCUUUUAUGUGAGAUCCUAGCCAGAAAUCCUAUUUUGUUUGUAUGUUGUUUUUGCGUAUUGGUUCUUGGCGUAUAGACUGCAUUUAUUACCAGGAGCCCACAGCCAGUUAUAGCCUUCAAGGUAUCAAAGAGCGAUGUAUGAGGAGGAGGAGAUCAAGUUUAAAGCACCCGUACUCAGCGAUCUAUCUGCACCUGCAGCACUCCCCAGUCAAGUUCCUAACCAUCUGAAGUAUGUCAUUGAAAAGGAUAUUUCCAACGGACAGGAACUGUUUCCGGUUCGUGUUUGGAAUUCGCUCAGCAGAGUACCUGCACCCCAGUUCGAGUAUAUCAAAACGCUGCAGUUAUUUCCGAAAUACCAGCGUAGUCCAGUGGUGUGCGACUGCAUAGAUGGUUGCGAUGAGAGGUGCAUUUGCAUGUCAACUCCUUUUACGGACAAGUUCUGUGAAAUCCCGUAUGAUGACCAGACCGGACGGUUGAAGAAGUUCCCUAAAAAAUGGGAACACACGCACAGGGUCCUGUGGGAGUGCAGUGAAAACUGCCCUUGUGGCCAGGAAUGCCCUUCCCGAUCUGCUCAGCUGGGACUUCGAUUUCAGUUGGAAGUUUUCAUGACGUCGAAAAAGGGCUGGGGUGUUCGAGCCCUUCAGGAGAUACCAAAGGGAUCCUUUGUUGCUGAGUAUGCAGGAGUGGUUGCAAGCAUUAAGGAAGAAGGAACUGAGGAAGGGGAAAAAUGGACGGAUAAUAACUGGUAUUCAUUUGACAUAAUGUCGGAGCAAGGCCCAACAAACUUUUUCAUUGAUGCAACAACGAAAGGAAACGUGGCUAGGUUUUUCAAUCACUCUUGUGAGCCAAACAUGAUGGCUUUCCACGUGUUCUAUGACGACAAUAAUCCCGUUCUCGGCAUGCACAUCUGCUUUUUCAGCACUUGCGAUAUUAAGGAACGCGAAGAGCUUACUUUUGAUUAUGGAGAAGAUUACUGGAAAGCUAAGCUGGAACGCGGUCUUGGAUGUGACUGUGGAGCAACAAAGUGCAACUACCGCUUGGCGAAGAAGUCAAAGAAAUUCAAAAAACCAAAGCUCGACAAUAUUCCUGAUAUCACGCACACACUGGAUAUUACCAUUCCCAACAUGGUGGUUUACAAUCUGUAAUCUUUAAAAAUCUGAUCAGAGUUUUUGUCCUGGGAAUACACAUCUCCUUUUGACGCUGGUUUUCGAAACUUCUGCAAAGAUCUUCCGUUUUCUUCCGCAGAUCUACUCUUGGAAGUUUUAGCUUGUUAAUUGUUUUAGGACUUUUAUGGGUUGCUUAGGUACCGAUGCGGACUGUGAAUAGUGAAGGUCUUAUCGUUUCAAUUUUUUUCCAAAUAGUUGUCAGUAUUUUUUAUGUCAAACCAUGUUCAAAUAAAGUACUCCGAAUUUA
This is a messenger RNA of Paramacrobiotus metropolitanus, 1905 nucleotides long. RefSeq names its product histone-lysine N-methyltransferase SETDB2-like. Bases 627 to 1637 code for a protein of 336 amino acids. Gene Ontology annotation, molecular function: zinc ion binding; histone methyltransferase activity; protein-lysine N-methyltransferase activity. The record is from RefSeq and is a predicted model, not a curated record. The transcript is spliced from 10 exons. NCBI's taxonomy places the organism in Eukaryota, Metazoa, Tardigrada, Eutardigrada, Parachela, Macrobiotidae. Gene Ontology annotation, cellular component: nucleus.